AUGACAUCAGCAAAAUUAUGGGGCGGUCGUUUCAGUGGAAAAACUGACCCGUUAAUGGACAAAUUUAACGCAUCAAUCAAUUUUGAUAAAAAGUUAUACGAGGCAGAUAUAUUAGGUUCUCAAGCAUACGCAAAAGCAUUAGCUCGUCGUAAUAUUCUUACCACAGAAGAAAAAGAUUCUUUAGUUAAUGGACUUGAAGACGUACUUAAAGAGUGGAGGGAAGGUACUUUUAUUAUCAGGGAAGGUGAUGAAGAUAUUCAUACUGCUAACGAAAGAAGGUUAGGCGAAAUAGUUGGCAGUGUUGCUGGAAAAUUACAUACAGGAAGAAGUAGAAAUGAUCAAGUUGCUACUGAUUUAAGAUUAUGGGCAAGAGAGGAAGCAAAGAAAUUACUCGUUUAUUUGAAACAAUUGAUUGGUGCUGCUGUUGAAAGAGCUGGUAAAGAAAUUGAUGUGAUCAUGCCCGGUUACACCCAUCUUCAGCGAGCGCAACCAAUCCGAUGGAGUCAUUGGUUAUUAACAUAUGCAUGGAGUUGGCAAGCAGAUGCAGAACGAUUAUCACAAAUAAUUGAUAGAUUAAAUCUACUUCCGUUAGGCAGUGGUGCUUUAGCAGGAAAUCCAUUUAACAUUGAUAGAGAGUUUUUAGCAAAAGAAUUGGGUUUCAAAGAUGUCAUUCAAAAUAGUUUAUACGGAGUUAGUGAUAGAGAUUUUGUUGCUGAAAUAUUAUUUUGGUCUUCUAUGACUAUGAUACAUAUCAGUAGAUUUUCCGAAGAUUUGAUUUUAUAUUCCACAAGUGAAUUCGGUUUCGUCACUUUGGCUGAUGCUUAUAGUACUGGAAGUAGUUUAAUGCCCCAGAAAAAAAAUCCCGAUAGUCUUGAAUUGUUACGUGGUAAAUCUGGUCGUGUUUAUGGACAGCUAUCUGGAUUUUUGAUGACAUAUAAGGGGCUUCCAAGUACCUAUAACAAGGAUUUACAAGAAGACAAAGAACCAUUGUUUGAUGCUGUGGAUACACUUGCUGGUUCUUUACAAAUCACUGCUGGUGUAUUAUCAACUCUCACUAUUUAUCCUGAAAGAAUGAAACAAAAUCUAAGUAUUGAUAUGUUGGCUACUGAUUUAGCUGAAUAUUUAGUUCGUAAAGGGGUUCCAUUCCGUGAAACUCAUCAUAUUGCAGGAGAGGCAGUACGUUUAGCAGAAGAUCGUAAUACGACGAUGGAUCAUUUAACUUUAGAAGAUUUUAAACAACUUCACCUAGCCUUUGAAGAUGAUGUGAGUUUAAUUUGGGAUUACGAAAAAAGUAUCGAAAAUAGGUGCAGUCUUGGUGGUACUAGUAAACAAACGGUGAAAGAACAAAUUGUUAAAUUAACUAAAUGGUUAAACGAGUGA
This is a messenger RNA of Funneliformis geosporum, 1380 nucleotides long. The record is from the annotation of a GenBank genome assembly. Lineage: Eukaryota; Fungi; Glomeromycota; Glomeromycetes; Glomerales; Glomeraceae.